This is a messenger RNA of Wyeomyia smithii (pitcher-plant mosquito), 1483 nucleotides long. RefSeq lists its product as uncharacterized. Bases 38 to 1483 code for a protein of 481 amino acids. The record is from RefSeq and is a predicted model, not a curated record. The transcript is spliced from 2 exons. Lineage: Eukaryota; Metazoa; Arthropoda; Insecta; Diptera; Culicidae.
UUCAGUAGAAUCCCUAGAAAACGAAAGGAGCAGUGCUAUGAAGAAGUGUCUUUUGCUAAUAUGUGCCCUCGCUACCGUUGGCACAGUUAGUGGUCGGUUAGGUGUGUCGUAUUCAAUCUCAACUUUAUCCCAAGUGAAAUCCGCCAUUGGAACAGGCAUCAAAUCGCUGCAAACAGCGAUCACGAAUAUAAAGAUAGAUCCGGCUGCGGAUACAAGUGGAGCAAUCACUGCUCUUCAGUUGAUAGGAACCGAUUUGACAAAUCCCCUUAACACAGUGUUUUCCGCAAUCCAAUCUGCGAUGUCUGCAACUUGUUGUGAUCCAAGUACUGUGAUUAACAGUGUGCUAACAUCUUUAGUGAAUGCAGGAAUGGCUAUCAACACCGCAACAACAGAUGCAUCAUCUUUGCAAACUGUGGUGAAGACUACCACCUUCACGACGCUAACUAGUGCCUUGCAAACUAUGUCAGAUGCAACUCAGGAAUUGUCUAAUGCUUUUACUAACCUAGAAACUCUGAUGGUUCAAGUUUCCGCUGCAAGUCCUCCAUAUACAUCGUCGAGUAUAACCAAAAUUAUUACCUCGGUAUUUGCGACGACAAUCGCCGCACCAGUAAAAACUCUAGUCAGUGGAAUAUUAUCCAUAAGUUCUGUGAUCACUACCAUCAUUACUGAUGUUAGAAAUACAGUAACUAUCACUACCAAAAUAAAUGCAGCAAUCAACGCAGGGACCGCCGCAUUGAUACAACCGUGGAAAUCAUUCACUAACACCGUGAACGCUGCAACAAAAUCGAUCAGUAAUAGCGCCACCAGCACUGUAUCCAGCAUCAGAGCAUCGUACACCUCCAUUUUGGCUAGAUCUACCAACUACAACAAUCGAGUUAUGGACCCCCUAAUCACCUUCUUAUCUGGUUUUACGAGCCUUAGGACGAACACACUUUCUGCAAUAUCAACGGCGGCCACUACUGCUCUACAUACUAUUCAAGCUACUCUAACAGCACAAGAAGCAAUCAUCACACCGGCAAUUACAACCGCGGCUGCUACCAUCACUUCGAUCGCCAUGACAAGCACAAGUAGAUUUGCCUCGACAUGCUUGUCUAAGCACUCUAACACACUACAUGGAUCUAGCGUUUCGAUGCAACGCCUUUCGUCCUGCAUCACACAGGAAAGCAGCAUCGCUUCGGUGAUGGCGUCUGCUGUGUCACAGGAGUUCAACACUAUAUCCUCCGCCAUGAGUGCACCAGCCGCCAAAUUGAAACUCUGCAUGGUUACGAACGGACAAUGCAGCUCAACGAUUUUUGCCGCCUUCACCGAUUUUGCGAGCAGCGCCUCAGAUAUGUUCAACGUAGUUUCGCAAAUUGCCAGUGUUUUUGAGGCUACGAUGACGCUUCGAGUCGAUACCUGCCUUGCGGCAGUCUCCGGUGACAUCCAGGAUAUAGUCACAAAGGCUCAAACUAGUUUUACCACUUGCCUUACCACUGGAAGUUAA